GCGGGGCGAGCUGGAGCGGGCGCAGAGAGGCGGCGGAGGCGAGCGACAGCGAACAGUUGCAAACUAGACUGCCAGGGGUCUACGCGGUUGUCGUCGCUGCAAUACCUUUGUUUCUUACAUGAAAUAGGACAGUCGCCACGGGAACACGGUUUGUGGCGCUCCUCUUUAAAGGUUUCCUGCUAUUCCAUGGUAACACAGAGCUGAACACAAGAGGGUGUUGAACAUGGCCGUGUGGAUCCAGGCGCAGCAGCUGCAGGGAGAUGCUCUCCAUCAGAUGCAGUCCCUGUAUGGGCAGCACUUCCCCAUCGAGGUGCGACAUUAUCUUUCCCAGUGGAUCGAAGGACAGCUGUGGGAUAACAUCGACCUGGAGAAUCCACAGGAGGAGUUUAAGGCCAAACGGCUACUGGACAGUCUGAUUCAGGAGCUGCAGAACAAGGCUGAGCACCAGGUGGGAGAGGAUGGCUUCCUGCUCAAAAUCAAACUGGGACACUAUGCCAGCCAGCUAAAGAGCACGUAUGACCGAUGUCCUCUGGAGUUGGUCAGAUGCAUCAAACACAUCCUCUACACCGAGCAGCGACUCGUCAGAGAGGCCUCCAACUCGAGCUCGCCGGUGGGGGGGAUUAUGGACAGCAUGUCGCAGAAAUAUCAGCAGAUCAACCAAGCCUUCGAGGAGCUGCGUCUGUUAACGCAGGACACAGAAAACGACCUGCGCAAGCUUCAGCAGAACCAGGAGUAUUUCAUCAUCCAGUACCAGGAGAGCCUUCGGAUCCAGGCUCAGCUCACCAGUCUGGCCACGCUGCCACCUGCUGACCGACAACUACGGGAGCCUGCUCUCCUCAACAAGAGAGCAACAGUGGAGGCAUGGCUGACCAGAGAGGCCAACACACUACAGAAAUACAGACUCGAUCUGGCUGAGAAGCAUCAGAAAACACUGCAGCUGCUCAGGAAGCAGCAGACCAUCAUUCUGGACGACGAACUGAUCCAGUGGAAGAGAAGACAACAGCUGGCAGGCAAUGGGGGCCCACCUGAGGGAGGUCUGGACAUCCUGCAGUCCUGGUGUGAAAAGCUGGCGGAGACCAUCUGGCAGAACAGGCAGCAGAUUCGGAGGGCCGAGCACCUCCGACAGCAGCUGCCCAUCCCUGGUCCCAUAGAAGAACUUCUCAGCGAACUCAAUAGUACCAUCACAGACAUCAUUUCAGCACUGGUUACCAGCACCUUCAUCAUCGAGAAACAGCCUCCGCAGGUGUUGAAAACCCAAACCAAGUUUGCCGCCACUGUGCGCCUCCUUGUUGGAGGGAAGUUAAAUGUGCACAUGAACCCGCCCCAGGUCAAGGCCACCAUCAUCAGCGAGCAGCAAGCCAAGGCCUUGUUAAAGAACGAGAACACAAGGAACAGCGGCGAUAUACUCAACAACAACUGUGUGAUGGAGUACCACCAGACCACGGGAACAUUGAGUGCUCAUUUUAGGAACAUGUCUUUAAAAGGGAUCAAGCGGUCAGACAGAAGAGGAGCCGAGUCCGUCACGGAGGAGAAGUUCACCAUUCUCUUUGAGUCUCAGUUCAGCGUUGGCGGUAAUGAGCUGGUGUUCCAAGUGAAGACUCUGUCGCUUCCGGUGGUGGUGAUCGUCCAUGGUAGCCAAGACAAUAAUGCAACAGCCACCGUGUUGUGGGACAAUGCUUUCGCAGAGCCGGGUCGGGUUCCUUUCAUGGUUCCAGACAAGGUUCUCUGGCCUCAGCUGUGCGAGGCCAUCAACAUGAAGUACAAAGCUGAAGUUCAAAGCAACCGCGGCCUGUCGGAAGAGAACCUGGUCUUCCUUGCUCAGAAGGCCUUCAGCAGCUCCGGCAGCAACUCAGACGACUAUCGCAACAUGACCAUGACAUGGUCGCAGUUCAACAGGGAGAGCCUGCCAGGACGGAACUUCACGUUUUGGCAGUGGUUUGAUGGUGUGAUGGAACUCACUAAAAAGCACCUCAAACCACACUGGAGUGACGGGGCCAUUUUGGGAUUUGUGAACAAGCAGCAGGCCCAAGACAUGCUGAUGUCCAAACCCAACGGUACCUUCCUCCUGCGCUUCAGUGACUCUGAGAUCGGAGGGAUUACCAUCGCCUGGGUGGCUGAAAAUCCCAACAAAGCAGGCGACCGAAUGGUCUGGAACCUCAUGCCGUACACAGCCAAAGACUUCACCAUCCGCUCUCUGGCUGACCGUAUCAGCGAUCUCAACCACUUGCUGUUCCUGUACCCAGACCGACCCAAGGACGACGUUUUCUCCAAAUACUACACGCCUCCACUCUCCAAAGCGGUGGAUGGCUACGUGAAGCCACAAAUCAAGCAGGUGGUGCCUGAGUUUGCUACGGCGAAUCCAGACCCAGCCAGUGGCAAUCAAACCUAUAUGGAUCACGGCGCCUCUCCUGCUCCUGUAAAUCACCCGCACCCAUACGGCAUGUACCCACCCAUGAGCGACAACAUCCUGGAUGCCGACGGUGACUUCGACCUGGACGACACCAUGGAUGUGGCGAGACACGUGGAGGAGCUCCUGCGACGGCCCGUGGAGAGCCAGUGGGGAGGGCAGCAGUCAUGAUCGCUGGAGCCGGCAGAACCACCCCCUGCCUCCCGCCCCGCCCCGCCACCCGCUGACAUUUCUCAUGGUUUAAUUCCAUUCGUUCGUCUCUCGAAUAGCUAUAAUGUGAACUGUUGAUGUUUUUAUUUCUGUUCCUCUCAGCAUGAGUGCCCGUCUCUCUGUGACCCGUCUCUCUCUCUCUCUGUCUUUCGGCUCUUUUGUCCGUGUCCACAAGUGUUUGUCCAAUAGACCUAGGUGGCGGCCAUGUUACAGUGUUGUCUAGCGACACCACCAGAUUUCACCCGCCGAUUCCUACAGAAAAAGACGCGACUGUUCCAGCUCAUUCUUGGAUUUGGGGCGUCUUUGAAACCUCAUUGUUUGGUAACUCAUCGCUUUGCAUGUUUCCUUCAGUCCAUACACUAACCUGCCGACUGAUGUCGACACACACACAUCAGCACUUCUGCCACCAGCUGUAGCGGGGGGGGUGAUCGCACUCCCCCCCCCUCACCCCAUCCUCACAGGGCUAUCUCACAUCACUCUUAAAAAUGCAACACACUUGUAUCCCUUUCAUUUGUUGCCAUCUGACUUGCAUGCUACAGUAAUAAAAUAGCAUUCAUGAGGCAAUUCUUGAGACGCUGCAUCCGUCUCUUAUCGAAUUAACUACACACUUGGGGUGAGCAGAUUUUAUACUUCUGUCUCCGCCCUCUCCAAUACUGCACGCAGUUCUGCAGCCUCUCAGUCACAAGGUGGCUGGCUUCAGUCCACCCAGGGUUGAGCUCAGGUCGUCUUUGUGUAUUGAGUUCUUCCUGUGUAUGUUUCCUCCUAUAGUCCUGAACACAUCAUUGUGUUAGGAAAGCUCUUGCAUGUCUGUGUGGGAACACAACAGCAAACAUUUCGAAGGCCUCGCUCGCCAAAAUGUGUCUCUUCAAAGGAAAUUUGUGUAAAUUAUGCAGAUUUUUGCCCUUAAAGUUUAAAUUUUAUUAAUUUACAUUAUACUGUAAAGCUAACCUUUUAAUCUUAUAUUUAGGAGGGAACGUAACACGUUUUUUUUAAAGCGUUUUAAGUGUCAACAAAAGGUGUUUCCCAGUUUUUAAGUAGUGGAUAAGUAAACGGAACAAUUCAUGUUCAGGUUUCAGAAUUGUGUCAUUUGAUCAGCCAUAAAGGGUGAAGUGCUUUAUUUUCUGACCACGAUAUGACGUUUCAUGCGGCAUAAAAAAAACAUUUCCAAGUUAAGUUUGCAGUGUUGGAGUUGCGUUUCAUCUCAUACAAGUCAAAUGGCUGCAAUUGUUGGGGACAGUUUACCCGUCGGUCUCUCUCAGGUCCCACCACUCCACUCAUCAAGGCUACCUCGCACUCUCCGAUGACAGUAGCGCCCCCUUGAGCUCUGCUGCUAAGACAAACACACACUAGUUGGUACGAUCUCUCGCUUCUUUCUUUUUGCCUGUGGAUGCUUGAAGACUUGACACCGGGCCUUGCACACCUCUGGACCUUUGGAACCCCACGAUCCCGUCUUGCUGACUAACAGAUUUUCGCUGGCUUGUCCGUGCUGGGACUUUUGCGUUUCCUCUGCUGGAUAGAAACACGUCAGGCCUCAGGAAUGAACCGCUCUGCUUCGCCGAAGAUGAAGCUGAUUUAUGUAUAGAAUCUUUCUUUCUCGCUUUAUUUUGUGAUAGAUUCACUGUCAGAAACCCUUUUGCACCAAUGGAAAAAUCAGAAGGACUCUUGUCUCAACAUAAUAUUUAAAGUGUUUCCUCGCAGUUUUCUAACGUUUUCUAACAAUGAAACUCAGCCACACAAGCGCUCUUGUGGUCCCCUCACCCUCCGGGCUGCUGUUCCACUGUAGCUUCUGUUUCAGCUGACAUGUUGCUGUUGUUCCAUGUAUCUACUGUGUUUGUGCUUUUGGGAUUCACACUUGGAGUUUUUUUUUUUUUUUUUUUAAUGUUUUCCGAGUGGAAAUGGCUGUCGAGUUCAA
Messenger RNA from Synchiropus splendidus (mandarinfish), 4529 nucleotides. RefSeq names its product signal transducer and activator of transcription 5a (gene stat5a). The record is from RefSeq and is a predicted model, not a curated record. Lineage: Eukaryota; Metazoa; Chordata; Actinopteri; Syngnathiformes; Callionymidae. Gene Ontology annotation, biological process: cytokine-mediated signaling pathway; response to peptide hormone; growth hormone receptor signaling pathway via JAK-STAT. The coding region runs from base 224 to 2578 and encodes 784 amino acids. The transcript has 20 exons. Gene Ontology annotation, molecular function: RNA polymerase II cis-regulatory region sequence-specific DNA binding; DNA-binding transcription factor activity, RNA polymerase II-specific.